Setaria italica (foxtail millet) is the source of this 2007-nucleotide messenger RNA. Its product is annotated as beta-sesquiphellandrene synthase. Bases 54 to 1688 code for a protein of 544 amino acids. Gene Ontology annotation, molecular function: terpene synthase activity; magnesium ion binding. Gene Ontology annotation, biological process: diterpenoid biosynthetic process. NCBI's taxonomy places the organism in Eukaryota, Viridiplantae, Streptophyta, Magnoliopsida, Poales, Poaceae. The transcript is spliced from 7 exons. The record is from RefSeq and is a predicted model, not a curated record.
ACCAAAGAUCAGCGAGAGAAAGAAAAAAGUUAAGGCCGAUCGACGUUGAGGAGAUGGCGCUUACGCCUGCAGUUUGCUCUGUCAAUGAUGUUCAGGGGCUGCGAAAUGAUCGUACCUUCUUCCACCCAAGUCUGUGGGGUGAUUUUUUCCUGACAUACCAGCCGCCAACUGCACCUAAGCGUGCAUACAUGACUGAAAGGGCUGAAGUGUUAAAAGAAGAAGUUAGGAAGAUGUUGAAGGGUGCAAAUGAAAUACCAAAAAUAUUAGAUCUAAUAAUCACACUAGAGCGGCUAGGACUGGAUAACCACUAUGAGAAUGAGAUGGAAGAGCAGUUGCGCUUUGUGUACGAUUCUGAUUACAAUGACAGGGAUCUGAAUUUAGUCUCACUGCGAUUUUAUCUCCUGCGCAAAAAUGGUUAUGAUGUGCCGUCUGAUGUCUUCGAAAGUUUCAAAGAUAAGGAAGGAAAUUUUGUUGCAGAUGAUACAAAAAGUCUCUUGAGCUUAUAUAAUGCAGCACACCUUAGGACUCAUGGGGAGGAAGUACUUGAUGAAGCCAUUAUAUUCACUAGAAGCCAACUAGAAGCUGUAUUAGAUUCUUUGGGAUCAACAUUAGCAGAUGAAGUAUCCCUUGCCCUUCAAACACCUCUCUUCCGAAGGAUUAGAAUAUUGGAAACAAGAAACUAUAUCCCAAUGUACGAAAAGGAGGCAGCACGAAACGAAGUCAUAUUAGAGUUUGCAAAAUUGAAUUUUAACCUUCUUCAACUUCUUUACUGUGAGGAGUUAAAAACCGUCACACUGUGGUGGAAGCAGCUUAAUGCAGAGGCAAACUGUAGUUUUAUUCGAGAUAGAAUAGUGGAAAUGCAUUUCUGGAUGACAGGAGCAUGCUCUGAGGCACAGUAUUCUCUUUCACGAGUUAUAACAACAAAGAUGACAGCUUAUAUCACCAUACUAGAUGAUAUAAUGGAUACCUACAGUACAACUGAGGAGGCCAUGCUGCUUGCCGAAGCAAUAUACAGAUGCGAAGAGAACGCAGCAGAACUACUUCCAGAGUACAUGAAGAAUUUCUACUUUCACUUGUUGAAGACAUUUGAUUCGUUUGAGAAUGAACUAGGACCAAAUAAAAGCUUCCGAGUGUUUUAUCUCAAAGAAUUGUUAAAGAUCUUGGUCCGAGGAGGCUCUCAAGAGGUAAAAUGGCGUGACGAACAUUAUGUUCCAAAAACAAUCAAUGAACAUUUAGAAAUGUCAAGAGCAACCGUUGGAGGUUUCCAAGUGGCAUGUUCUUCAUUUAUUGGGAUGGGUGACAUCAUAACAAAGGAAAUUCUCGACUGGCUUUUGACAUAUCCAGAACUUCUCAAGUGUUUCUCAACGAUUGCACGACUGGCCAAUGAUAUUAAAUCAACAGAGCGCGAGCAAAUUAGGGCCCACCAUGCAUCUACUGUACAAUGUUAUAUGUUGGAGCAUAGUACAACAAUGUGUGAUGCAUGCGAGAAGAUAAAAGAGUUAAUUGAAGACAAAUGGAAGGAUAUGAUGAAACUAUCGCUUAGACCAACAGAACAGCCAAAGCUCAUCGCCAAGAAAGUUGUUGAUUUUGCAAGGACUGCAGACUACAUUUACAAGGAAACAGAUGCAUUCACCUUUUCCCACACAAUUAAAGAUAUGAUAGCAAUGCUCUAUGUGGAACCAGCGUGAUUCUAAACACCAAAAAACUAAAGUGGAAACACCCUUUUCCCAUCUAUUAUACUCCAAUUAAUCCAUUCAGUUAGGUUGUAUUAAAUAAAGUGGCUAGCUACCACAGGCUUGUGUUUACCAAAUUAUAGAAGUCAAGUAUUUAAAGUAGAGUAAGAAUGUUGUAAUGGUUAAAGUACGAAACAUGUUAUGAGGUAAUCACAUGUAUUGUGUUACCCUGUCAAGUAACAUUACGCACAUUUUUAUAUGUCUCUUUGUUUUCAAUCCUUGUUACAAUUUUUUACUGAGUGGUGCAAAAAAUAUGAUCCAAUGGAAGAUGUGC